Molecule: messenger RNA, 2016 nt
Organism: Morus notabilis
Lineage: Eukaryota; Viridiplantae; Streptophyta; Magnoliopsida; Rosales; Moraceae
Product: probable inactive receptor kinase At2g26730
Exons: 2
Coding region: 1-2016 (671 amino acids)
Biological process (GO): protein phosphorylation
Molecular function (GO): protein kinase activity; ATP binding; protein binding
Source: RefSeq, a predicted model, not a curated record
AUGGCGAAAAGCUCUCCAUUGCCCUUCAAAUAUUUCCUUGUGAUCACUUCCCUUCUUUUGUUACGCAGCUUUUCUUUAGCCCAAAAUGACUCUCCAGCAUUGGGUUACAGUGUGAAAGAAAGACAAGCUCUUUAUGCUCUGAAGGCUGUUUUUAACAGUCCUUUCCUAAAUGGAGUCUGGAAUGGUCCUCAUUGCUAUAACAAUGCCUCACAAUGGUACGGAGUUCGAUGUAAUUCCAAUGGUCAUGUUACAGAAAUAGCUUUGGAUAAUAUGGAACUCAGGGGAAAUAUAAGAUCCAAUGCCUUUACUGGUUUCACUGAAUUGUCUGUUCUGAGCUUAAAGAGCAAUUCUGUAAGCGGUACUGAGAUAGACUUCUCUCCCAACCGCAACUUGACUCGUGUCGAUCUCUCGGGAAACAUGUUUUCGGGGCAGAUUCCGAUUUCCCUUGUGGGAAUUUCAGUACUAGAGUCACUGCUUUUGCAGGGCAACUAUUUCACCGGCACAAUCCCGGAAUUCAACCAAUCUAGCUUGAAAGAAUUCGACGUCUCGAACAACAAUCUAAGUGGCUCAAUCCCGAAAACUCGAGCUCUCCAAUUGUUCGGUCGCGAUUCGUACGACGGCAAUCCUGGAUUGUGUGGACCGCCUUCUUCAACGCCUUGCAACUCCAUCAAACACGACGCAGCAGCAGAAGCACCCUCGGAUGAAAAGACUGAUCAGGGCUCCUUUUUGCAGUCCCUCAAGCACAAUUUGAAAGCAAUCUUAUUAUUACUCAACGCCGUUUUAAUAGCAUUGGUGAUAUUUCUAUGUCUUUUCUACUACAACAAAGCGAGGAAGCUGAAGAAGAUGACGAGAGAAUAUAAGGAAAGAGAGGAAUUAAGAACCGAGAAAAGUGAGCUUGAUCAGCUGAAUAUCACGGAAGUAGAAGGAGAUCAUAAUCGUCAAAGAUCAAGGGCAAUUAGUAAUAAUAUUAGAAAUAAUAUUUCCGGACAAGGGAGAGGAAAGCUUGUAUUUAUGGCGGAUAAUAAUAACCAUGGCCAAGGAAGUAAUAGUACUUUUGAUAUGAGUGAUCUUCUAAAGGCGUCUGCUGAAGGGUUGGGACAAGGGACUUUUGGGAAUUGUUACAAGGCAAUGAUGGAAGGAAAGCCUGUUGUUGUGGUGAAGAGGCUUAAGAAUUUGAAGCCGAUGACGGACGACGAAUUUUCGAAGCAGUUGUUGGUGAUUGCAAACCUUAAUCACCCUAAUUUGCUGUCAUUUCUUGCUUACUACAACAGAAAGGAUGAGAAGCUCUUGCUUUACAAGUAUGUGGAGAGAGGAAACCUGUUUGACCGUCUUCAUGGAGGAAGACGGAAGGGAGAGAAAAUUCCAUUCCGAUGGGCCGGACGACUAAACGUCGCUCGAGGUGUAGCUCGAGCCAUGGAAUACCUACACCUCAACACCACAUUUCUUGCUCCUCACGGAAACCUAAAAUCCACAAAUGUCCUUCUUGAUUCCAACGACAUCGCCCUCGUCUCCGACUACUGCCUCGGUUCUCUCGCCGCCCUUCCCGUCGCAGCUCAGCGCACAGUCUCCUACCGAUCUCCCGAAUACCAGUCUACGAGGCGAGUCUCGAAAAAAUCCGACGUGUGGAGCUACGGCUGCCUCCUUUUGGAACUCCUCACAGGAAAAAUCGGAGCCUACACGGCACCACCAGGUGUGAGGGGUGUGGACCUAUGCACCUGGGUGCAAAAGGCCAUUAGGGAGGAAUGGACGGCGGAGAUUUUCGACGCGGAGAUUGCGGUGAACCGGAGAAGCGCUGUCCCCGGGAUGCUGAGGUUGCUAGAGAUUGCCUUGCAUUGCGUGGAGAAGUCGCCGGAGAAGCGUCCGGAGAUGGCGGAAGUGGCGAGGGAGGUGGAGGAGAUACAGUUUUUGGAUCAGUCGGAAGACGAAAACGAUCAAUCUUUAGAAAGAUCAUACACUACUGAUGAUUCUAUUUCCUCUGUUGCCUCGGGAAAGGCGGGAGAUAUUGAUCAGAAGUAG